GUCGUGUCGUUCGCCAACACAAAACGCUUACUCAAGUGUCAAUCGUCGGCCGGUCAACACGCGUUUCCUUUCGUUCUCGGCGAAGCCUUUUCCGUGAAGAGGAAUCAUUCCAUCUAGUGGAAGUGCUAUCAAAUUUUUAAGUGUUAUUUAUUCUAGCCGCUAGCUACCGAAUCAAAGAUGGUCUAUAUCGUCAAGGAUGGUGCCGAUUUCGACAGCCGACUUGAGGCUGCUGGCGACAAGCUGGUCUUGGUGGAUUUCUUUGCCACGUGGUGCGGCCCUUGCAAGGUGAUCGCCCCCAAGCUGGAUGAACUGCAAGCCAAACACGCCGAUAGAGUCGUAAUCAUCAAGGUCGACGUGGACGAGUGCGAAGAGCUGGCCAUCAAGUAUAACAUUUCCAGCAUGCCCACUUUCCUGUACAUAAAGAACAAGGAUGUCGUCUACCAGUUCUCCGGUGCCAACGCCGAGAGGCUGGAAACAUUAAUCUUGAAAUACAGCGAGUAAGUGCUUCAUCCCUAACUCCACCACUCGUAUUUAUAAUAUAUAUGAAGCAUAAAAAGCACACAUACACAAACAUACACGAAAAGACCUUCUUAAAUGAAACGAAUCCACUUGUUAGGAAAGCAGAAGGAAACAAUCGCGCGGAAGAAGGUUCAUAAACUAAUGUUGUUAAUUUUUGCGUUAGAUAACUAUAGCUUGAAGAUUGAUUCAAAGUGGUAAUUCAUUGUCUCAAAAAAUCGAUUAGAAACAGACGAGUAUAAUUUUGUCCGUUAGAACUACGUGAUUCGAUAAGCGCGCGAUUUAUGAUUGAUUUCGACGAGUUAUGAUGCAAUCGCAAGAAAUGAUGGAACCAUCUACGCACCUGCUUGCGAGAAUGUUGUUGUACUGUGUAGUAAAUAAUGCUUUAAACCGGAUCUAAGAUUGAUAACGUUAGAAAUGUGAAAGGAAUAAACUGCAAUUUUGUGUUGCAAUACGAAA
Messenger RNA from Armigeres subalbatus, 975 nucleotides. RefSeq names its product thioredoxin-2 (gene Trx2). The coding region runs from base 178 to 501 and encodes 107 amino acids. Gene Ontology annotation, cellular component: cytosol. NCBI's taxonomy places the organism in Eukaryota, Metazoa, Arthropoda, Insecta, Diptera, Culicidae. Gene Ontology annotation, molecular function: protein-disulfide reductase activity. The transcript has 2 exons. The record is from RefSeq and is a predicted model, not a curated record.